AUGUACACCGGGUUGAUCAGAAGAAUCGGAGAUAGGUCGAGCCACGUGGUCAGUUUCGGGCCAGAUACAGACAAGCUCUUGCUUCAAUUGUGCGUUGAUCAAGGGUACUCUAGUCUCGAUCCGGCAUCAAACUAUUACAAAUGCGUUCAAGAGUAUGUGGAGGUCAGUGGGACAACUCAUGGAAGGUCGAAUCCAUCACUUGGGCUAAGUACCUUCGAUUCCAUCAAUCAAGUUUGGUAUCAUGCUAAUGGAGAGGACGGGUUUGCAAGCGCUUACCUCACCAGCGUUGAGUUGUUGAGGGGUGGAAGCAUCGGCCAAGCAGCCAUUGACACCACGGACCCUGUCUCCUUCACUCUCUCUUCCACUGAAUACAAUCGAGCAGAUCGAAGCAUCUUUGGGGUCGUGACUUAUUCUUCAGGGCAGCACUAUCUUGUCAAAAUUGUCAUUAAAACCUGGACUGGAGAUUACGUGUACAGAUCCAGCAACGACGUGGGAGGGGACAUGCAAUCUCUUUACUUCCAACACAUAUAUUACUUGUACAAUGCCAGUGGAAUUGUUCCAGCAAUCUCGGCCUUAGAGCCGUCAGAACAGAUCUACUUGAUGGUCGUAGUAGAAGACGAGCCAUACCUCCUUGCGCUCAGAACCGGAAUGGACCCAGGAGGAAACCCAAAAGAUUGCGGCGAUAAAGUACAAACGAGUGUCUGCUCAGAAUGCGUUGGAUGCUUUCUAUGGAAAAGGAGAAUUCCAGGGGUGGUUACGUCCAUGAAAGUCUACGGACAACUCAAAGAAAUCUACACCAUGAUUCACAACACCAGUGGACAUUAUUUCUACAAGCUUGAGUUGAACACUGGCAACGUAAUGAACGUAUACGAGAUGGCUUCGUCGGACGUGAGCGUUGCAUGGAGUAUCUCGUCCUUUGCGCCUCUUGGAUUUGGCAUGUUAGACCGAACAGACCCCAAAGGAGAAUUGAAAUUGAACUCAUUCUCGUACAUGACACGUCAGAAAGCUCUCAAGAAGAACGAGACAGGGAAUAUCACCGAGGUAAACCUUGUUACACAAGGAUCGUUGAAAACAAUCUCUUUCGACAAAGAUUUCACAGCGAUUUCUCAAUUGAACAACAUCACGAUUGAAGAAGGAUUGAUCUUUACUGGAAUUGAAGCUCAAUCUACUACUAUUCCUCAGGCCGCAUCUAUUUAUCCUCCCUUUGCGCACAUUGAUGGAGGUGGAGUUGUCAAUGUAUUUGGAGGACCUUUUGUAGAUACUUCCACCCUCUCUUGUCGGUUUACUAUUAUUCUGGAGGAAUGUCCGUUGAGUCCAGCGGACACUUACUUUCAGCGCUGCAGAUUUUCAGCUUCUAAAGUUAAGUUCGUCAAUGCCACAUACAUGAUCUGUUACACUCCGCCGUUGUCCUCUCCGCACAUUGCUCUACUUCAGGUUUCAUUGUCAGGAGUGGUGUGGUCGUUGGAGACUCAACGGUUUGUCUUUUUCACAACGGGAAUAUCUGAGGUACUACCAAGAUACUCAGGGAGUGCAAAAGGAGGAACGGUGGUACAGAUCAGCGGAGUCAAUAUCGAUAAGUUGAAAUGGAACAACGUGCUGGAACUUGAAAACAGCAGAUGUGAGUUUGGGAGUUACCUAGACCCAGGGGUCUACAUGUAUGACUUACAUCCUACCUUCAACCAGGAUACUUGCAGGAACGUGACUAUUGGCCCAAUAACUGAGCUCUAUUGUUCUUUCUACUGCAAGACGCCACUCAUUCCACACGAGUACUGUUUGACCAAUGCACUCUGCCCUCUCCAGAAGUCGCAGACUUUGGAUGGCUGUGUGCAUCAGUGCAAAGAUUUCGUGGCUACAUGUCCUACUGGUGACAAUUUCACUAAGUUGGGGAAGUGUAGAGCCACUCAAGCCACAUUCCAAGACCUCGAGUUCAACCUUCUUUUUGCUGCGUUCCCACAAGGUGAUGAUACCAGUGGGCAAAGAAUUCGGUAUGGCCUUUUCUUCUACACAGGCGGCGGACCUCCGGUAGUUGUUGGCGCUCAAUUCACCCCGGACGUGACAGGAAUGGAGAUCGAGUUUGACACAUCAACAGACCGAGGAUCUCGAGGGACCCCAUCCGAUCAACCAGUUUAUCAGACCACAGUUGAACUCUUCACGAACCCCGCAAGCACUUUUGGUGUCGGAGCCUAUGUCACUUGGCCCUCAAGAUUGAAGAUGCUCAUUUCUUUCGGUCAGAAUCCUACAGUCACAUGGAACACUUUCAUUCAGUUGAGGCCUUUCACCGUCGCGUCAUACCUCGACCCCUACGCGUUUGCGGAUGGUGUGUUCCUUGCCAAACCUGUCCCGGAGGACUUGAAACCUCCAACCACUGCGGUCAUCACCGCUCCGCUGAGAAUGAGUUUCUGCAGCAACUGGACUCUAAGCGGGAUCCAGUCAAAAGGUGGAGGAGGACGGGCAAUGGGUUAUGGUUGGCAUGUGGAAGUCAAGAAGAUCGACCUCACGACUGGAAAUCUUUUGGGAUGCCCUGCUUGUGGUUCUGGAAAUUGCGACUGUUUGGACUGGGUGCAGAGCUUGAAUAACAGGCUUGCGCAAAUCCAGGUGGCCCGCAUCAACAUCGUGUACAGUGAUACCAUAGCGUCGACAGGAAACACUUUGACGGCUUGCGUUUCUACCACCAAGACGUGCGACUUGCAGCCUGACUACUCUUAUACCUGGAAGCUGGUAACCUGGAGCUGGUUGUGGAGCUUAUCGAGCAAGUGUGGACCUUCUCCUAUUCCUUCUGACUUCUGGACUGCACCAGAGCAAUACGUCUAUUGUCCUGCAAUGAGUAUGACUACAUCGGACUUGACUGGAUGCAAUGACAAUGAUGCCAAUACUGUUUGUGCGCCAUGGGCUUCAGCUUCUACCCGCAUGUACCUGAGUCCGGCACCCGAGGUUCAAAUCCUUGGACCUUCUAUAUUGACUCUGACUGACCUGUUGAGUCCCUUGGUUUUGAAGCUCAGGCUGCUGUAUGACAGUGUUCUUGCAUGCAAUGGCAACAUUUCUGUGGCUUUGAAGAAUACUUUCAGCACAUCAACAGCACUUGGCACUCAAACCUCUACCCUGAACAACCUGAUUCGGUACGAUUGGCAAGUAUACGCAAAUUUUUACCAGGCAGAGACACUAUCUGUAUGUUUUAAUCCUCCAACCACCGCUUGUGUGGCAGGCAGCACUCAGGCCUGUCUCUUAUAUUCAGCCUUCGGUCAGGGAAGCACCUGGCAACUGCCGUCAAAUUCGUUGAAAAGUAACGUGUCGUACGUCGUCCGAGCUGUGGCCAGGAUCAGCACGGACACAUCGCUCUUCCCAUGCAGUGCCGUGGGUAUCCGCACGAACUAUUCCGCUCUCAAUCUUGAUGCAUUCAGUGGGGUCUUCGACUCUUCUACGAUGGCAACACCUCGAGGCGGAUACAGGAGGGCUUCUAACUACGGAAUCGUGAUCGACGAUUCAUCCAGCUCCUCCCAGGCUAUCAAAGUGUUCAUCAGUGUCGCGAAUCCGCUGAAGCUUCCGGGGACGAAGUAUCAGUUCAAGUGGGACUGCUAUACAUGGACAAAAGACAUCUACACAUACUGGCAACUAUCAUCCUUUUUUUCUCUUCCACCUGAGAUUGUAAGCGCCUGCUCCUGCACGGCUGAAAGGUGCUUCAAGACCUGGAGCGAUUUGCAAACUCUGGAUUCUCAAUCAUCCAAUAUCACUUUGUUCUCAAGGAAUAUGAAUGGCAUGUGGAACAUCACGAUACAGAUAGUUGCUACGGUAACAGAACUCUACAACGGCAACCCGUUGCGAACAGCAACCACGGCCGUUCGCUUCACAGUCUACCCAAGAACAGCUCGAGACUAUCAGUCUGGGAUGCUUGAUCCCAUCAACAACCUGGUGCUGACGAUCGACCCCAGCGUGUUGACUGGCUUCAAUGCCUCUGAACAUCCCUUCAACUUUCUGUAUAACAACUUCAUCCCGAAUGAGCUUCUUCUUAUUCGAGGUCAGUUAGUGGGCACUCAAUACUCUUGCAACAGUGGCAUUCCAGACUUCAACAGUGACAUCAACAAUUUUUGCUGGUACCAAUGGGAAGAGAUGAACAAUGCAAACUUGAACGACCCGUCAAUAAGUCGCUUCAAUCAGUACCAGCCUUACUCGAGCGUUGGUCUCUUCGGUCUCAACCCUAUUGCAACCAAUGCCAACAGCAACUUCUUUGUCAGGCUCUCGUUGGUCAAGGGCAGAGAGUCUCUUGUGCUCCAGCAAUACACAGUCGCCUGGACUGAAGUUCAGGUGACGGUGAACAACUUGCCGAGGAACGGUUACAUCGACGUAUCACCAUCAUGCGGCGUAGCCCUUGUCACUCCCUUCAAUUUCAUUGCAGUUUCGUGGAAUGACGACGCUGAUAACUUGCCCUUGUCUUACGCGUUUGCAUACCAACGCCCAGGGUGUGAUCCCUCGGCAACUCUCUUCACCGAUUACACUUUCUCAACGGUGUCUCAAGGCAAGCUCACAUACUGCGAGACUGGAAGCCGCUGCUCCGCUGCUCCUACAGACCCUUCUUGCUCGUUGGUGCAGAUUCAGCUGCGAGUGAAGGACGUAUUCGAUGCAACUCAAUAUCAGACAGAAACAGUUGAUGUUUGGAAGACUCUGUACUUAGGGACUCCUGAUUUGGUUUUGAGUCCUCAAUUUACUCAGUGCAACGCGUUCCCUUUGCCGCUCAUGUCAACGUUGCAAGAUCAGCUUCUCGGCAACAUCAAGGUGUCUGGGUUUGUGUCCCAAUCAGGUUCGGAUGCUGUCUCGAGUAUGAGAUUGUAUGCCUCGAUGAUCAAUCAAGCUAGCUUACAGGCAUCGUACCGCAUGGAUCUCUCUCGGCUUUUUGAUGAUUUGUUGAGCUUCAACUUGAUCUCAUACACGUCGGACUCCCUUGAGCAACUGUCUUCCGUGUAUUAUGAGACUUUCGCUACAGACCAAGGCCUCAAUGCCUUGUGUGAUUCCACAUCAACUGAGGUUUACAGGAUCCUCAACACCCUUCAAAGCAUCAUGAGUAAUGCGAAGAACGCCAAGGUGAAGCUGAGUGAUUCCGUUCUGUCCAACUACAUUGCUGCCUCCUCUGCUGCUUUAUCUAGUCUCUCCAACCCGAAUUGCCGUCCAAACCUUCUGAGACGUACAAGGAAGCUUCAAGCUCUGACCAACUUUGAGUCAAACAUCCUGGCUGCGUCGAACUUCGCGGCGUCCACUCUAGACUCGUUCUGCGCCCUCAAACUUGAAGGGCUCAACGGUGACGAGAAGGAGGUCGUGAUCGAGAGCUCCACUAUCACAUACGUCUUCCGAAGGGCUUCGGAGCAAACGACCUCCGACUUCAGCAUGACAGCUCCUGCGUACGCAACAGCCUCCACUUCACUCUGUGGUGACACCAAAGUCACUGUGCUCAAUGGUUUGGGUCAGCAGAAAGUUGACAUCUGUGUAGCAGUGUUUCGAUACAAUCCUGUUAACUACAAUGCUGCAACAACUGCAUCAACCGAUUCAGAUGGCACUUCUCAGGGGCUUUACGGAGUAGAAUGGCCAAUCAACAAGAAGGUUUGUCCUGUAAAGGUUCUGGUGAGGUAUGCAGGCUCCGGCAUCCAGCUGAAUGCGGAUUUGAGGAUAGACUUCGAUCUCUCGUUUGAUACAACAAUUGUACGGAACUGGUUUCCCCCGACCAAGUCUGCAUUUUCCGCACCUUACAACAUGCUUGCGUAUCAUGACAUAUUCUUUGCCGGAGUGUGUGAGCAGUGGGCGCAGGGACAAACUCAGUCUUCCGGAAGUUGGGUGGAGUCGGAUUUUGCCAAUCACACGCUGAUCUUCGACUCUUCUGGGAAUCCAAUCAACCAAGAUGGGUACUACUCGGCCCCUGAGGCAGACGCCUGCAUCAAGGUCCACACCUAUGGCGUUGAACCCGCGCCGGAGAAGAUAGCAGGAGGAAGGGUCGGAUGUUACUUCACCAGCGCGGACAGGACGAAGGCGAUUUCCAAGGGCCUGACGCCGCAGGGGAUCUACGGGAUCGUGACGGAGCGAUCAGACUGCCAGGGCCUCCUCAGUUCCACCAGCAGUUUGCGGUCAAGCAUCGACUUCAAUGUGGGACAGUUGGAGUAUGCAAGGGGAGGAGUGUAUCCAGGUACGAGGAAGGUGUGCGAUCGCUGCGGAAAGUGCGGCGGGUACAAUCAGUGCCAGCAAGGUUGUAUGAAUGAGUUCCCAGCAGUAUACUUCGAUGAUGUCUGCGGGUUUUGUGGUGAAAAAUGCUUGACAAACUGUCCACAAUACACGGCUAGUCAGUGUCCUUUACUGCUCAUCGUCUUCUUGUCCAAGCAGGUUACUCAAUAUAAACAAUAUCAGUUCUCAGUAGGCGCUUGUCCUACCGGCACUAGCACCUGCGUCAAGGCACCAUGUUCGGGGCCUUCCUGCUUCGAUGUCAAAGUGACCACAAGGAGUGUAGAUUCUCGAUCCUUUGCGGUCAACGAAGACACUCCCUACAUAAUGUCUAGCGGAGAGCUCACGCUCGUGGGCUCCCAGCCUACCGUCGUCCUCGAGCUCUGCAUGAUCAACACGGCAUGCGCCAACUACCUCUGGGAGGCCGGAAAGGACUUGGGCAAACCCCCGCGAUGCCGAGACCUGAUCUCCAACGUCCCCACCUGUGCCCAGCAGUGUGGGUCGUACUUUGACUUCCUGGACGGUUCGAUUUUCUGUGCAGGUGGAGCCAUCGAAGUGCCCAACGGGCUAACGAUCUGUCAGAACCAGAACAGCAACUCUGUGCCCGGUCAUCCGGCUUCGUCCUCGUUUGUCACGUGCAGGGGAACUAGAUCGGCUGUCAGUGCCGCCCUCAACGGCCUCAAGUACAUCCCCCCUAAGCUCUUCUCCUCAGGCAAACCCGCCAGGCUCUUCCUUGUCUUCCGCAUGACACUCGACGCCUUCGACCCGGUCGUCUACAGGAAGGAUCUCAACAUCACCGUGUACCCAGUCAACUCCCCUCCCGCUGUUGACGGCACCACCGUCUUCCGAGUGCAGGAGGACAGGCCUGCUGCGCUCACUACGAUCGCCAACGCUCCUAUAUCAGCCGUGUGGAUCACCGACGAUGCAGGAUUUCAAGACGGGAACCAGAUCUCAGUGACGCUCCAGGCGCUCAAGCACGGCAGCAUCAGCAUCGGAGGCUCCAGGUUGUUCCCCGUCUGUCCAAGAUGUCCCGGAGAUCAAAUCAUGAUCGUCACUUCCAUCUUGUGUAAAUGUUUGGCCGGUAGCCCAGCGCUAAUUCCAUGGUACGUUGUGAACGAGCAGCUGUCUCUGAUCAGCUCUAUCACAAUCAUGAACACUACGGGGCUUGGAAAUCUCGAAUAUAUCUCUGGUCCGAAUGUAAAUAAUGUUGAUGACAACAUCCAAGUUGUUGUCAAUGACAACGGAUAUUCGGAUCAGAACAAGACUACUAGGGCUGCCACCGAUCUCAGCAAACCGCUAUCGAAUUCGAAACAGCUCACUCUGAAUGUUGACGACGAGAAUGAUCCUCCUGUCUUGAUCCUGCAAGAGUUUGUAAUGAUCAUCCAAGGUCAGUCAUCCAAACUUGAAGGCGGUCACAUGGAGGAUUUCGAUGUGCAACAGUAUUUGGCGCCAGGGUCAACCACAGCCAACACCAACUACUCUCUGCAGGUGUCAUGUGACGUAGGCAAAAUCAAGAUGAACUUCGCUGACACGAGCUGCUUCGUGCAAUUCAGACCGAUCCUCAAUGUCAGCACUCCGCUUGUGAUAGUCAACGUCGAUGCCCGAGUCACUUCAGCUCAGUUUGUUACGAACAAGUACGGGGUCAUGAUGUCCGGUCAGAAAACUUGCCUGUCAGCGGCCGGUCAGCAAAUCAACGAAUGCUCCAGGUUGCCAUACCUCAAGUUUCAGACUGCUCCUAUCCUGUCCCAGUUGCUCUCGUACCCUUCAGCUACUCUCACUCUGCGUAUCUACAAGGUGAACUGCAUCGCGGAGAGCUGCUCAGUAGACUGUGUAGACCAAGGGGUGACUGGCACCAACAAGCCAGUGUGUUGUCCACAGCAGUGUGUAACUCAAGGGACAGUGACCUUGAACAUGGUCUCUUGCUCUUUUGACAACACCUUGACCUACGACCAGACCAAAGUGCUUGAUGUUUCCUUCCCUCCCGUCCAAGUCAGUCAACUGUACAUGACGAACAGCAUUGAGACUUGGAUGGAGUUUCCGUUGAACAUGGACCUGGUCAAAGCUCAGGUGGCUAAGGAUGGUCUUCUCUGCUUCAGUCUCGUUCCUGACCGCAGUAUCAACGAGACUGUGUUCUUCUAUAGCUCCGAUCGCCAGGACCCAACAACCGAUCCGAAGUUGGGGGAUGGUUGGCCAUACCCUCCUAAUGCUGAGCUGAUCCUCGUGCGAGGGCGAUCCUACAACUGCACCGGAUCAAGUUGCUCACUGGACUGCUCGGGAGGCGACGGAUCAAACAUCUACAGCAAGGCUUGUCAAAACACCAAGAGCAACGACCGAGGAACUGCUCCUUGCGUGAUUGAGGUGGCCGCUGGCUCAGGGAUUGGAGACUCGAACUUGCUCUUCAGCACUGACAUGAUCACCAUGAACUCGCUGCUAAACGAAAUGACAUUCGAAAUGAAAUCAAACUUCAGCAACGCUGAGGGAUCGAACAAAGUGAACAUCUCAUUCGCUCUCAAGGACGAGAGGGCAGUGUACAACACCAUUGACAACAAUGGUUGGUACCAACCGAGUGAAGUUGCAAGGUACACUGCAAGAACCAAUGUCUCCAUCAUAUCGAUUCCGAUCAAGACUGACCCUCUGCCUGUGAAGAUGAUUCCAGUUUACGAUGAGCCAUGGCUACAAGAUCGCCUCAACAAUGGGCUCCUUCCUGCCUAUGUCAUGUUGGAAGAUUGUGGGAACCGACCAGUUCAGGAUUGUGAAAACUGCGACGGUGAAUGUCCGACGAAGCUCAAAGUGUCGCCAUCGUUGUCACUAGGCGAGACUGCGAAGGGCUUGUUCACAGUAGAGAUAUCCAGCAAGCUGGGUACGAUCACAAUCCCGAAGAGCAAGAGGAAACUGCUGUCUUUCUCCAAGGGGAGUGGUUACCGUGACCGCAUUGUCCGCUUCGAUGGCUACACUGACCACAUUCGAGACAUCAUUCAGAGCCUUAUGUACUACACGCUGCAGGAUCAAAGCAUCCAGUACAAGAAUCAGUACGUUGGAAAGUGCUCUAGACCCUGCUUCCUCUCAGACAUCGGCCCUCCUGCCUUCUUGAACACCAAGGAAGCAGCAGGUUGCGAGCAGUCUUGCUCCCAGUAUAUCUUCAACCGCGUCAAUGACUUCAACAAGAGUAUCAACCCGUCGAUGGAAGAUGCCAGCUAUGUGUAUCUUGAAACUCUUGUUAUCACCUUCGAAGACAAUGCAGUCACAGGAAUGGGCACCAAGGGUUUUGCUCAAGUUCUCUUGUACAACUUCUACACGCUGGCUAUCAACGAUCGGCCUUGCAUCAUCUUUGGAAACACAGUUUCCGACGGUUGUCGCCAGCGAUGUGCGACGAGCAACCUUGCAAACAAGUGCAGCCCUGUAUUCAACAACGUUCGAGAUGUUGUGACUUCGGCUGGAAACCCUUAUGAUCUUCUGGCCAACAUCACAGUCAAUUACCUGGAGGAUGAUCAAACUGCCGUCAGGCUUGGAGGUUUGGUGACGAAACCCAUCGACUUGUAUGACUCCAGUCGAAUCGAAUGCAUCAACCUGCUGACUGCCGAGCUUGCAAAGCGAGGAGAGUCGUACACGUUGCCGACAUGGGUGUCAGAUUGUCCGCAGUUGAACGUGAAGAUCUCAGCUCUGAAAGGAGAAGUUUCCCUCAACAACAGAGAAUACCUCUACAUCUACGUCGGUGGUCAGUCUCAGUUUGCGCAAGAGAUUGCAUUCAUUGGCCAUCCCAUCGAUUGCAACAUUGCUAUGAGGAUGAUCUCGUACAAGAUGGGCACCAAUCAGCAGAACUUCAACUCCAAUAGAGGAAUAGAGACCGUCACAUUCCAGAUAAGCGAUCAGGGUUACAGCGGUGGCGAUCAGACUGGCGAAUUCGAGGGAUCGUCUCAGACAUCGACGAUUGUGAUCAACAUUCUGAUCCAACCCGUCAACGACCCCCCGGUCAUCACCCUCCCACGAAUCACCGACCCGAUCGCCUUCGACGAGGGAGUCUCCCCUCUACUGCAGUCCAAAGCAAUCCCCUCAGGCCCGUCGGGGCUCAACGUCAUCGACGUGGACGCCUUUGAGUGCGGCUCCUGCACCAUCCAGGACGGGACCUUCCCAAUCUCUCAGAAAGCCACGUGUGAGAACUCAGUAGAUCCUGUGACGAAGCUUGAGGGAGAGUGGAUGGACGGAUCCAUCACCGUCCAGACCUCCGUGAUCUUCGGCAGGUUGACCAUCGUUUCUCAGUCCGAGCCCGGCAUCAUCCCCCUCUCCGAUGCCAUGAAGAGCCAGCUGGAGUUCUGGGAGGACCCCAGCUGUUCUGAGAUCACGUGUCAUAGCUACAUCACUGCUGAUUCCUGUGCCGGCGCGAAUGGCUGUACAUGGAACGGCAAGGGAUGCUGGUGCCGCAAGGUGAAUCCGGGCAGCCAGUGCAGAACUCUCAAGUUCCGGGGCCCGAGCGUGGCAGUCCAGGAGGCCAUGCGUGUCUUGCAAUACAAUCCCCGACCCUACUUCAACUACCUCACGUACCAGGAGCAAGAGGCCUUGACAGUGUCAGCAUCAGAUCAGGUGUGGCCGGAUAACGCGACCUCCUACCAGUACUACUGCGGAACUCCUGCCGCAACUUUUGACUUCGCUCCCAUCGAAGGCUCAAUCGGGAUCUCUAUUCGUCCCAUCAACAACAACGCCACUGUCGGCUUCUUUCCAAAGGCUGCGAACUUGGGGUUUGAAAACCCGCCUAUCUGUGAGGGCACAAGAAUCUGCUACGACGACUUCGCGUCCUGUGUUGGGAUCCAGCAAGGGAACAUUGAGGGAUGGACCACAGAAGGACUUGCGGGGUUGUCGUUCUACGGGUGGACAGGCGAUGCCGUGUCGCAGGAGGGGGAGCAGCAUCUUUAUCUUCACACCAUCACUUCGAGCCCCGUGGCUGCCGUGACGCAGAACGUGUCAGGUUUCAGUCUGGGGUACGAGUACACCCUCAGUCUGAUGGUGUCUGCGCGUAACGAUCGUGAUCGAGGGACUAUGCUCAACGUCAGCCUGAUAGAGAACCCGGUGGCUGGGAACAUGUCCCUGACAGCCUUUGAACGAGCCGUUUGGCUGCAGAACUGGUCUGUAGGCCUGGUUGCAAACACGUACACGGCAGGGAGGCUCGGGGUUGACACGUGGGUACCUUGCAGAGCAUGGUGUGUGCUGUCUGCCCAGCAAGAUCGAGUGAAUCCCGGCACGGCAUCGGUGCCCUUUGCACAGUUUCAGCCAAUCACAUUCAUCGCCCACAGCCCUAUGUACGCGAUUCGAAUGCGAUCAGAGCAGACCAAUGGAGGUAAUCAGAUGGUCUACGUGGACGACCUGAAGCUCGAGUGCACGAAGAUCUAUAUGACCGAAGACACUUCUCACUACCUCCAAGGUCUCGAUGUGGUCGACCCGGACAUCACGCCAUACGUGCUUGAAUGGGUCAAGACAAGGGCCAACCCCAACAUCUUCUUCGAUCUCGAGGUCACGGCCCUGCAGGGCACGUUCAACCUCCUUGCCCCCGACGACUGUCAGAUCAUGCCUCCCGUCAACAACCCCAACGAGGCCUUCGAGCCCUCCAUCAUCAUGACAGACCAGCAGCGCAUCGCCUACGGCAUCAAGUGCGGGGUCUCGGCCUGGGCCAACAAGACGACCUUCCGCUCGGUCUGUCCUGACAUCUGCCUCGGGUGUAAUCCCCCAGUACCCUUCACCUGGGUAGGUCAAGGGACUCCCGUGUCUCCUUGCAUGCGCCUCCCCCUGUUUGACGUUCAGUUCAACCUCACCACAAUGGUGCCCGCAGCUGCAGGAGAGACUCUCAAAGCACAGAAGAUUAUACCGACCGCGCGUGUGUUCAUGACAGGGACUGCGCAGAACCUUUCGGACGUGCUGAAGAACAACAUCUUCUACUUGGGAAACAGCAACUUCAACACGGACAACAUCGGCCCCGAGACUCUUCGGUUCCGGAUCAACGACCGUCAGAACGUCGAAGUCCCUCUCCCUGGAGGAGUGAUUCCCUCCACAGACUCGCUGAGGACGCUGCAGGUUUCCGUCCUGGCUGUCAACGACCCACCAGUGGUCGGCAUUCAGAACUCCAAACUUCAGAUGUACGAAGGAGACGUUCCAGCCCUUGCAGGCAUUACUGUGACUGAUGUCGACAUCGACGAGCAGAAGUGUAAGGACGGAGUGUGUUCGUCCAGCCCUGGAGUUAUCCAGGUGCAGUUCAUAGCCAACAACGGGACAUUCUCUGUCGACCCUGCUCUGUCAGUGUACGCUUUCAACAGCCUUAAGAAUCGAGAUUAUGGGGAUCCCUCUCGGGGCAUCUACUCCGAGCCCGACGUCUACGAGUGCAUAUGGAGGAGGUGGUGUGACGACGAGACAGUCUCUUCUUCAGGGCAACAGCUCGGCCUCAGCUACGACUCUCCUUGCGCCAUCGUGCCGCAGUAUCAGACCUUGUCCCAGUGCGUAAACGAGAAACUUCCCUUCUGCGUCUUCGUUCGAAGCAUCCUCGAUCCCGUCACCCGCAGCUUCACCGUGUGCAAAGAUUUGUUGAACAGGAAGGCGGCCGAGCAGGGACUGACUGACGUUCUUACUUCUUCCGAGAUCAAUACGUUGGUGCAGUUUCAAAGUCGGUUGGUAUUCUCCGCAAAGAGCAAACCCAUCGUCUUCACCAGCUCUAAGUUUCUUGUCAUGUGGAGCACAGCCAGUGCACUUAGGCAGACACUGAAAGAUUCCUCGGUCUCCUACCAACCCGACCUCUACUUCAACGGAAACGAAAAGAUCGUCGUCAAGGCCAACGACAUGGGUCGCACUGGCAUCCGGUUCCCCUGCCCAGUCCCCACGGACCUGCCAACCAACCUCCACUUCGAGCACUGCAACAAGUCCUACCCCUAUGUUGCGCAAGAAGCCAAGAAGGAGAUCGCUGUCACUGUGAUGCCGAUUAACAACAAGCCCUACAUCAUCAUGCACGACAUGUUCGGCCGGCCUAUCGCCGGGAUUCAAACCAUUCAGGCGCAACAGAACAUCACCAUGCACCUUCCUUACUUCCAGAUUGUCGACGUGGACUUCAAUCCGCUUCAAAGUAUGACGAUAGAGAUCUCUGUGAGGUCUGGUGGUGUCUUGUCGUUCAACGCCUCCAAGGUACCGAACCUCGACGUCUUCGUGGCCGUCGGCGGGUCAAAAGUCCAGGCGACGGGCAGCCUGCAGGACAUUAACGUCUUGAUGAUGAUCUUGCAGUACAAGAGUGACCCCCAGAUGAUCGGGGUGGAAUCUAUGCUGAUUCAGGUGGACGACCAGUCCCCUUGCAAUCCCUACUGCUUCAAAGGAGGAAAUUCAUCCACCCUCGUCAAGGACAUGGCUGCUGGGCCAGUUCUCCUUGCUCUCGAGAUCUUUGUCACCAAACCCCCAACCUGCCAGUACCAGACUUGCUCUGAGUGCAUAAACCAGCUGGUUGAGCCUUGUGGUUGGUGCCCCUCCAGCUGCGGUGGAGCGGGGAAGUGUCGAGACGCGCUUUCCUUCGGAGGCAAACCAUUUUACGGCUACUGCGAGCCUCUCUGCAUUGCAGGUCGAUGCCUUCUCUGGAACAUGUGCGAGUUUCCCUUGGACAGGUCUUGGAUCCGAGGCGCUGUGGGAGCUCCGUUGCUCUUCAUCGCUAUUGUCACCUUUCACCUCCUCUUCAUGUGGAGCAGGAAGAUGCAUGGCAGUCUGCCGAUUUACAUCCUGAAGACGGGCAAGCAGCUGCUGAUCGAUGGCAGGAAACUGAAGCUGCUCCCUCCCGAGACAGCCUCGAACCUCCAAAUCUUCUACCUUGGCGUGCUUGUUGUGCUGGGCGCGAUGAUCCCUUCCAUCCUGAGUUACGUCCUCGUACAAAAACCGAUCAACUUGGCUCUGGGAGAAGCCGAAAUCUUCACUUUGCUCACCGACAGCUGCUCAGUCUUCUUCACCGACAAACCGCAAGGUCCAUUAGGAAACGAGCAGGUCACCCUGUAUGCCUACAUCACUGCCAACGGAACAGGGGGCGUUUCAGGCGUCAUGACAAAGGUGGACACUUGCGCAAACGUGCAGUCGCUUCAGGUGAUCAAUUCGCGUCCGAGUUCGUCCAAGUACAAUGGCUACAAGUGCGAUGUCGUCUUUGAGAUCCCUCAGCCCAUCGACAGGACGCAGAUCCCUGCUCUCAAGAUCAUCAACACGGGUCAGAAGAGCACUACCAUCACCCAGACAUCUGCUCUCAUCCUCGAUCUCGGCUCGAGCAGCUUGACGGUAGAAGGAACGAUCAUCAAGUUGAGUCUCUUCAAUUCCAAGGCUCGUCUGUUCCAAGCCAAUGUCACGGCUGGACUGAUCUCAAUCCGUAACGCUUCCUUUGACCAAGUUCAGAUCUCAACCGUCAAUGCUGACGUCAUCAUGAGUACAAGUGACGAUGAAAAGAUGCAGAUUCAAUCUAUGGUGAGCGUGAAGCAGAGCGAGAACAAAGUGUGCCUCGUCUCAGCCCUGCCGACUGUCCUCACAGAUUCCUUCUCAUACAAAGAUCUGUGCGACAUCUCCUGUCGGAACGUGACAACCAGCGUAAAGUUGAACAGGUUCGAGCUGCAGAACCUAGGGCUCUCCCCCACUGCAACCGUCUUCAAGAACAUCACCUCUGUCGCAUGCAUGUGGAGUUGCAGCAAGUACAGCUCUGGUACUCUCCUCCCCUACAGGAAGAGCCCCGAACCUGGUCUGCAAGUGCGGUACGUCGACCUGACAUCGGAGACAGGAGAAAUUCAGUACAGCACGAUCUCGGAGACAAGGCUACCGCCCUUCGCAGGCAGGGGCACGCUCGAUCGCUACUACGUCUACGACGGGCUCAACGGCAACCGAACUGUCGGGUUGUCGCCUUCCGGCCUAGACGGUUUGCAGUCGGUCUUCAAUCCCGGAGGAGCCAACCGACCGACGGAGGACUGGUUUGAGAUCAACCUGCAGGGGCCCGGAGCCCCCUUUGGGAAGUUCGUGUGGGUGUCUGACCCGCGCUACCUGGUCUUCACUCGAGAGCUUCUGGAGAUCCUCACCUUUGGGAUUGUCGUCCCCUCCAGCACGGCCGUGUUUGUCAACUUUGUGCCUUCACCAUGCCCGUAUUUCGAUUCCUCCUCUGCCCCCGAGCAGUUACCGGCUGGAACUGUCACUUUCGGAGGCAACCUGGACGCGUACGGCAGGAGCAUGUUGAGCUCCAAGUACCCAGGAAGUGCGCGCAGACUGAUGCAGGCCAAGAUCCCUGACGAGCUGAACGCCAACUACAUCAAGAACGCUUAUUCGAUCUUGUGGACUGCUAUCGGAGCCAACGAGCUCCCUUCCACUUCCUUCCUUGCUUACAGUGAGCCGGGCAAACCCUUCAUCGUGUUCAAGACCGACCCCAAGACAGGAGACUACUCGAUGGUACAGGAGAGCUACUCGACCCGCCCGAUGUACUUGGUCUUCCUGGUACUGGCCAUAUGCAUCCCUAUCCUCGUCGCUCUCUCCCUGGUCUACUCCAUCCUGAGACUCGCGAACCGGGAGAUCCUGGACUACCGCAGGAUGCUGCGGGACAACACAACCGCCCAGAGGAAGCUGCUGCAGAGCGCGCACACGAGUGGGGACGACGCAGAGGAGCAGAAUGUCUCCAACGACCUCUCGAUCGCCGACGAGGAAGAGAUCGUGAAGCAGACGAGCUUCUUCUACUUCGUGGAGCUGCAGCUCUUCGAUCCCAAGGAGUCCAAGUCUGUCCAGCUCACCUUCUUGGUCACGCUCUUCCAAGUCGCGUUCGCUUGCGUCCUCCUGCUUCCCAUACUCCUGCUGGGCAUACAGAUCGACUCCGCCAAGGACAAGUUCAUUUGUCCUCAGGCUGCAGACCCGGCCAAGUGCCGGGCUAAGAUGAGCUCCUACACUCUGAUCUUGAACCUCCUCGACGCCGCCCUGCUAGGAAUCUUCAUCGCCGAACUCAUCGCCCACUACACGACCAUCAGGAUGAACAAGUUUCGGCGCAUCUUGAGAAGGAUCUUCUACAUCGCUCUGUCCAUCGCUCUCGUCAUCUCCCUCACUUACGCUUGCGCCGUCAUCGUGUGGAUCUGCCUCGGCAUUCUCUUUGACACUGCCAGGUUCUGCCCGUACGUGACAGCGAUAGCAGGAUUGUUUGUCGUCGUCUACCGCAGGUACUCCAAGUCCUCCAUCAUCAAGAAGCGCAUUGUCCGGGCGAUCGACGAUAAGAUAGCAAGAGUGGCUCCUGUCUUGUCAAGGGGUUUCAACACAGAUCUUGUCGCGAUCCUCUUGAACCAGAAGGCCGCGCGGCUGAGGCACAAGUUGGGCCAUUCGCGCAUCAGGAUCCUCCAGCAGUGCAUGAUCACCUUCAUCGUCCUCGCUGUCCUUGACGCCUUCCUCCUUGUCUGCUUCGCCUCCUUCACGGCGGUCAGCACGACCCUUUACGGAGUCAUCAACACAGUUGUCAUCGCCAUCGCCCUGGCGUGCGCGGACGCGUUUCUGAACCGUCGGAUGGACAAGCAGAUCGAGUUCUCGCGCAUCUCUGAUAAGACGGAAGAAAUCAUCCGAGAGUCGCGCGAGGCCCUCAAGUUUGUCCUUAGGCAAGUUCAGAUCGGAUCGCAGAUGGUGCAGAUGCUGAAGGAGCUGGCGGCGGAUGCCAACUAUCAGAAGCAGGUGCAGGAGGAGGAGGUUGACUACAAGAUGCACAGGGACGCUGCGAAGAAAGUGAUCUUUGCAGAGAAGAUCACCAACUACGGGAACCGCAUCGGUGUCGAGGUGGAUAGGGAGGAACUUUCUUCCCUCUCGGACUUCAAGAGCAUCUCGACCAGUAGCGAGGGCUCUGAGGAGGAGGAGGAGGAGCAGGACGCCAUGAGCGUCGACUUCGAGAAGAACUUGGUCAUGGGAGAGCAAGAGCUGCCUGAGAAGGCCGGGCGGUCGGGCUGGAACGAGAAGGUGGAGGAAGCGUUCAGGGACGGUGAGGAGGACGAGGAAGAUGCCGACACUCUGAUCCUGCUCUUGGACGAGGACUUUGACGUCGAGACACUUCGAGAUGAGCUCGGGAAGCAGCUGGACUGCGAUCCUGAACGCAUCAUCUGCUGGGAAGUAGAUGAGUAG
Molecule: messenger RNA, 17307 nt
Organism: Guillardia theta CCMP2712
Lineage: Eukaryota; Cryptophyceae; Pyrenomonadales; Geminigeraceae
Exons: 29
Coding region: 1-17307 (5768 amino acids)
Source: RefSeq, a predicted model, not a curated record